AAAGUUUAGAUACUGAGUGUGAGGGCAGCUUUCACAAAGUCCCAUCCCGUGAGGGAGGAAGAAGACAGACAGGGGUGGUAUAUUUAUUUAUUCAAGGGUUUUUUACUCUCAGACAGCCUUCCAGUAGAAUCGAUUUUUUUUUCUCUGAUGUGGAUUACUUGGAACUAACUCGCCUGGAUUUAAAGGAUAUUGUGUUUCUGCUGAAAGCUAUGGUGGCUUACGAUAAAGGGGGUAGCUUGGUGCCUAUCAAACGGACUCUGCAAGUGAUAGACUACCAGAAUCAAUCCAACAAAGAGUCAGAGGAACCCAGCAACAAACGUGUCCGUCCUAUCAGCAGGGUGACGUCGUUAGCCAGCCUCAUCUCUCCGGUGAAAAAUGGGGCCGUCCGGCGCUUCGGCCAAACCAUCCAGGCCUCCUUCCGAGGUGAUGGCAAGUCGCCGGUUGUGUCCCAGAAGCCUUGCAGCAAGGCAACGGCCCCAACACCGCCCAAAAGGAGGAACAGCGUCCUGUGGUCGGAGACGUUAGACAUCCACCAGAAGGGAACUUUCUCCACCAAGGAGAUCAAGCGGCAGGAGGCCAUAUUUGAGCUGUCUCGUGGAGAACAGGAUCUGAUUGAGGACCUCCAGCUCGCACGCAAGGCGUACCAUGACCCGAUGCUGAAGCUCUCCAUCAUGUCUGAGGAGGAGCUCACUCACAUCUUCGGGAAUCUUGAUGCCUACAUUCCUCUACACGAGGACCUGCUGGCCCAGCUCUCCAAAGCCACAGGGCCAGACGGGACUGUGGGCCAGAUCGGGCAGAUUGUUGUAAACUGGCUGCCCAGGCUCAAUGCAUACAAGGACUACUGCAGCAACCAGCUGGCAGCCAAGGCACUGCUGGACCAGAAGAAGCAGGACCGGCGGGUGCAGGACUUCCUGCAGCGCUGCCUUGAGUCACCCUUCAGCCGGAAGCUGGACCUGUGGAGCUUCUUGGACAUCCCGCGCUCUCGUCUGGUCAAGUACCCGCUGCUGCUCAAGGAGGUCCUGAAACAUACUCCACCAGAACACCCUGAUACUCCCAGCCUGGAGAAAGCAAUCACCAUCAUGCAAAGCGUUCUGUCCGACAUCAACAUGAAAAAGGGAGAGUCCGAGUGCCAGUUCUACAUUGAUAAGCUGGAGUAUCUGGACGACAGGCAGAAGGACCCUCGCAUCGAGCAAUGCAAGAGCCUGUUGUGUCACGGGGAGCUGCGCAACAAGAGCGGCACGAAGCUGCAUGUGUUCUUGUUCACUGAAUUCCUGGUCCUGACCCGGCCCGUCACCAGAAACGAGCGCCAGUGUUUCCAGGUUUACAGACAGCCCAUCGCAGUGGAGGACCUGGUUUUAGAGGACCUGCAGGACGGAGACGUCCGAAUGGGCGGCUCCUUCAGAGGAGCCUUCAGCAAUUCAGACAAAGCUAAGAACAUCUUCCGAGUGCGCUCACAAGACCCGAGUCAGGCGCAGUCCCACACGCUGCAGGUCAACGACAUCUUCCACAAGCAGCAGUGGCUCAACUGCCUCCGCAGCGCCAUUUCUGUCUACCGGCCCCUCAGCGAGCCCUCCACCCCGAGCCCCACCACAAGUGAAGCCCGUUCCAAGCGCCGCCCUUCCUCCGUCUCCACCAUCAUCCACAUGGAGGAAGCAGACGAGAACUGCCCACAGACACCCUCUCAGUCAGCACCCAGCUCACCGUGCAGCAGCACGACCUCCACCCCCACCACCGCGUCCCCUUCAUCCCGCUCCUCGUCCCCAUCAUCAUCAUCAUCGUCGUCCUCAUCGCCACUCUCUUCGCCCACAACACAUAAAACCAAAAAGGACAAGAAGCCCCUAUGUUCUUUAGGGAAGAGAAAAGAGACGAUGGUGUGAGGAGCACUGAAUGAGGAGAAAACGGACUCCAUGGUGGACAUUUUGGUGUUUGUACAUAAAACAACGCAGAGAGGCGUGGGACUUGUAUUUAUGUGUGUCUGCGUGCGUGCGUAUUAUUACAACAGUGUUCUGUGUUACUGUCCUCUUUGGCAGCUAUUUACCUUACCCCUCCAUCCAAGUGCACCCCGCAGUGAUGCAGUGCUCUGGAGAGGCAAGCGCGGCUUCCGCAGGCUCUAAAAGGGAAGCACAACAGAAAACAGACUCGGUUUCACACGUGUCACAAGUUUGUUGAUGUCUUGAAGAAGGAGCUGGUGCAUCAAAGCCUGUUUACUAUUAAUAAGAUAUUUAAGCAUUAUUGUAGACCUAUUUUGCGGGGGUGAUGAAAGUUUUACAUUUUUAUAUUUUAAAAUCUAUUGUAGUAUUUUUUAGGUAUCUUAAAACAGCACUGUUUUAGCUUUUAGAACAAGUUAUUUGGAAUUUUGAGCAUGUGUAGGAGUAGAGACAAAACAAGAGAUCCCCCCAAAAAGGUGAUAUGUACCACACAAAGCUACAAAUUUCUCUGUAAAAGUCUGAUUUUUAGAUUGAUCAGAAGAAAUGUCUUAUUUUUAUACAUUCCUUCAAUGACAGAUGUCAGAACCUGGACACUAUUUUAUUUUAUUUACUAAAGAGGCAUUAAUUUAAACACAUCCUGAACAGAUGAGACUGUCAGCUACACUCGCUACAAAGCGAACCAAUAUACCAAACCAUCGGACGUUGACAUCACAUCAUAGAAGAGAUGAUGAAUUUUGUUUCAAUACAAAUUUUUGAACUGAGCCACGUUGGUUUGAGAAAGCUGACUUUCAGAAUGAAACGGACCGUUUUUCAGCGUAGCAUCUUGCAUGGAGCUUUAGUUGUGGACGCUGCUCGCACCAGUAGAGACAACAGGAUGUGUAUGCCUUGUCUGAAGGACGGGACAGUGGAAUGUGUGGGAGACUAGUUGGUAAUGAGAGAAUGUUGUUGAAAGCUGAAGAGGAAAGAGACUAGAAGGAGAAAAGAGUGUUUUGGAACAGAAACAGAUUGGAUGUGCUAGAUGUAUAACUCCAUCAGCCGCUCAGGUUGAUGUGAUAUCUUGCUCAUAGCUGGACGAUGGAUUGUAUUAAUCGAUGGAAAAAGUAUGUAGGGGAAGGAAGAUGAAGAAGGUAUUUGCAAGUGUGUACCAUAUGUUAAUGGUUGCUGAGAUGGAAACAAUGUGAAUGGUUGCUGAGAUGGAAACAAAAGAGAAUGGGACGCUAACCUUAUGUAAAUGAAAAGAACAAUAAAGAUCUGUGUAAGAUAUGAAACUGAA
Mugil cephalus (flathead mullet) is the source of this 3201-nucleotide messenger RNA. RefSeq names its product neuroepithelial cell-transforming gene 1 protein-like. Gene Ontology annotation, molecular function: guanyl-nucleotide exchange factor activity. NCBI's taxonomy places the organism in Eukaryota, Metazoa, Chordata, Actinopteri, Mugiliformes, Mugilidae. The record is from RefSeq and is a predicted model, not a curated record. The transcript is spliced from 9 exons. Gene Ontology annotation, biological process: positive regulation of Rho protein signal transduction; intracellular signal transduction. Bases 210 to 1877 code for a protein of 555 amino acids.